Molecule: messenger RNA, 10509 nt
Organism: Dromaius novaehollandiae (emu)
Lineage: Eukaryota; Metazoa; Chordata; Aves; Casuariiformes; Dromaiidae
Gene: COL7A1
Product: collagen type VII alpha 1 chain
Exons: 119
Coding region: 162-9245 (3027 amino acids)
Biological process (GO): extracellular matrix organization
Cellular component (GO): basement membrane
Molecular function (GO): extracellular matrix structural constituent conferring tensile strength; serine-type endopeptidase inhibitor activity; protein binding
Source: RefSeq, a predicted model, not a curated record
CUCCGGGCCGCCCCGCUUAAAGGGGGCGGGAGCGGCGGGGGCCGCUGCGCGCCGGCACCGCCUGCGCCCGGCUCUGCUCCGCGCAGCUCUGCGCGGCUCCGCUCGGCCCGGCCCGUGCGCCCCCCGCGCCCCCCGCGCCCCGCCGGAGCAGGCAGGCGCCCAUGAUGAGCGGCCGGCUCCUGCUCCUCGCCGUGCUCCACACGCUCCUGGGGCCCCCAGCUGCCACUGCGCAGAAGAGGAGCCAAGAGGUGUGCGUCGACGUGUACGCGGCUGACAUCGCUUUCCUGGUGGACGGCUCGUCCAGCAUCGGCAGGAACAACUUCCGCAUCGUGCGCAUCUUCAUGGAGGAGCUGGUGCGGCCCUUCGGGCACGCGGUGGGCGAGCAGGCAGUGCGCUUCGCCGCCGCGCAGUACAGCGACGAGCCACGGGUGGAGUUUACCUUCUCCCAGCACGCCAGUGGCGCUGGCGUCCGCAGGGCCAUCCAGCAGCUCAGCUACAAGGGCGGCAACACGCGCACCGGCGCCGGCCUCCGCUACAUCGCCGACACCUUCUUCGGGCCGGCGCAGCAGCAGCGCCCCGGGGUGCCCAAGAUCUGCAUCCUCAUCACCGACGGCAAGUCGCAGGACGACGCCGAGCAGCCGGCGGCGCGGCUCAAGAGCCAGGGCGUCAAGAUCUUCGCCGUGGGCAUCAAGAACGCCGACCGCGGGGAGCUGCUGCGCGUGGCCUCGGCGCCCACCGACGCCUUCUUCUUCUACGUCAACGACUUCAAGAUCCUCAGCUCCCUGGUGCCGCUGAUGACGCGCCGCGUGUGCACCGUCACCGGAGGAACCCUGCGCCCGGCCGGCGAGCCGUGGCACGCCGGCCCCACUGACCUGGAGUUCGUGGAGCGCGGCACCAACCUGCUGCGCAUCCGCUGGACGGCGGCCAGCGGCCCUGUCGCCGGCUACACGGUGCAGCACGUGCCGCUCACGGGCCUGGGGCAGCAGUUGGUGGCCGAGCGGCAGGAGGUGAGCCUGGGCCCCCGGGAGACGAGCGCCGUGCUGCGGGGGCUGCGGGCCGGCACCGAGUACCUGGUCACCGUCAUCGCCCAGUACGCCAACAGCGUCGGCGAGUCCGUGUCAGGCCGGGCGCGCACCCAGAGCGGCGCCGGCGUGCGGGACUUGCGCGUGGUGGAGACGGGACCGACCUUCCUCCGGCUGGCCUGGCAGCCCGGCCCCGAGCCGCCCCAGGGCUACGUGCUCAGCUACCUGGCGCAAGGAGCGGCCCAGGCAGAGGAGAAGAGCCUGGGCGCCAGCGCGCUGUCGGCCACCCUCGGCGACCUGCGCCCCGACACAGAGUACGUGGUGGUGCUGCGCCCCCGCGACGCCCGGCAGCCCGCGAUCCCGGCCACCCUCACUGCCCGGACACAGCGCCUGGAGGGCGUGCAGCGCCUGGCCGCGCACAACGUCUCCGCGCACGGCAUGCUGCUGGUCUGGGCGCCCGUUGCCGGCGCCACCGGCUACCGCCUCUCCUGGGCCGGCCCUGCAGGCCAGGAGGCGCGUGAGGUUGAGCUGGAUGCCAGCCGGACAUCGCACUCGCUGGGGGGGCUGCAGCCCGGCACCGAUUACCUGGUGACAGUGGCCCCGCUCUACGGGCGGCUGGAGGGGCCUGCGGCCUCGGUGAGGCGCAGGACAGAGGCGGGCGCGGAGCAGACGCUGAGGACCAACAUCCUGGGCCCCACGUCCAUCCAGGUGCUCUGGACGGCCAUCCGCGAGGCCCGCGGCUACCGCCUGGAGUGGAAGAGAGCCGCAGGACCCGAGCCGCCCAGGACCGUGUCCCUGCCCAGCAGCGUCAGCAGCUACCAGCUGACGGGGCUGCAGCCGGGCACCGAGUACCGCAUCACCCUCUACACGCUGUAUGACGGCGGCGAGGUGGCCACCCCCGUCACCACCUUCCAGACGGGCACGGAGCCGCCGCCGGGCACCGUCUCUGACCUGCGGCUCGUCGAGGAGGGCGGCCAGAGGGUCCGGCUGGGCUGGAGCGGCGUCACGGGUGCCACCGAGUACAAAGUGACGGUGCGCAACACGCAGGACGGCACGGAGAGGACCCGGCGGGUGCCUGGCACCCAGACCCUGCUGGAGCUGGGCGACCUGCGGGAAGGCGUCGCCUACCUGGUGCGCGUCUCGGCCCUGGCCGGCGGCCGGGAGGGCAGCGCUGCCACCCUCAGCGUCCGCCUCGGGCCGCCGGCGGUGGGCAGCGUUUCAGGGCUGCGGGUGACAGAGGCCGGCGCUGGGCAGCUGCGGGUCACCUGGAGCGGGGUGCCGGGUGCCGGGGGCUACCGGCUGACGUGGCGCGCCGGCGACGGCCCGGAGCAAUCCCGCCUGCUGCCUGCCGACCCCACCGCCUUCACCAUCGAGGGGCUGCGCCCCGGCACCCUCUACAUGGUCGGCGUCGCCGCUGUGGCUGAUGGCCGGGAGGGCAGCGCCGUCACUGCCACGGCCCGCACAGCGCCUGAGCAGGUGGGGACCGUGUCGCGGCUGGAGGUGCUGUCGUCCGGGAGCGACGUGGCCCGUGUCGCCUGGGUCGGCGUGCCGGGAGCCACUGCCUACCGCGUGGUGUGGAGCCGGCGUGAUGGGGGCUCCGAGAGCAGCCGGCUGGUCCCCGGCGACACCGCCUCCUUCGACAUCCCCGGCCUGCAGGGAGGCGCCUCCUACACCGUGAAGGUCACCGCACUCGUCGGCAACCGCGAGGGCAAGCCCGUCUCUGUCGUCGUCACCACGCCGGAGGCAGCCCCGGUGCCCCCCGUCAGCGACUUCCAGGUGACGGAGGCCUCGGAGAGCCGCCUGCGCCUGUCCUGGGCGCCGGUGGCCGGCAGCUCCGGGUACCGCCUGGCCUGGCGCCCGGCCGAGGGCGGGCUGCAGCGCAGCCAGCAGCUCCCGGCCGCUGCGCGCUCCUACGACCUGCUGGGGCUGGAGCCGGGCCGGCGCUACCACGUCAGCAUCACCCGCCUGGCGGGCGGCCGCGAGAGCGAGCCCGUCACCAUCACCGCUGUCACUGCUGCCGCGGGCCGUGUUGCCGGCCUGCGGGUGACAGAGGCGCGGAGAGACUCGGUGACACUCUCCUGGACGCCCGUCCCCGGCGCCUCCGGAUACGUCCUCUCCUGGAGGCUCCCCGGAGACGGCGGCGAGGUGCGACGGACGCUGCCCGGCGCCGCCAGCUCCCAGCAGGUGCCAGGGCUGCGCCUGGGCCAGCGCUACACCUUCACCAUCCGCCCGCUUUUCGGGAGCGUGCCAGGCACCGAGACCUCCGUCAGCGAGCGCACAGUUUGCAGCGACGGCCGCGGCGACAUCGUCUUCCUGGUGCACGGCACGCGGGACAGCGCCUACCGCGCCGACGCUGUCCGCGCCCUGCUCUCCAACACCGUGUCCGCCCUGGGCCGCCUGGGCCCUGACGGCACCCAGGUGGGCCUGGCCGUGUACAGCUACCGCAGCCUGCCCUGGAUCCUGCUGAACCGCUCCAGCGACCUGGGCACCGUGCUGGAGCAGAUCCGCGCCCUGCGCUACGAGGAGCCCAGUGGCAACGCCAUCGGGGCGGCCAUCAGCUUCGCCGGGAGGUACCUGCUGAGCCCUGGCGCGGGGCGCCGGCCCGGCGUGCCGGGGGUGCUGGUGGUACUGGCAGAUGGCCCCUCCGGGGACGACGCCAUUGCCGCGGCCAGGGAUGUCAAGGCGGCGGGGGUCCGGGUGCUGGCCGUGGGCAUGGAUGGGGCGGACCGGGAGCAGCUGCGCCGCAUCGUCACCGGCGAGGACCCGCGCUACGUCUUCCAGGCCAGCAACGCCCUGGCAGAGCUGGAGGGAGAGCUCACCGACGACCUCUGCACCAUCAUUUCCACGGGCAGGCCGGAGCCCUGCACCGUGCAAUGCCCCAGGGGCGAGAAGGGGGACCCCGGCCAGGUGGGACCACAAGGACGUGUGGGGCCACCAGGUCCCCCUGGAGAGCCGGGCCGCCACGGGCUGCCGGGCCCUCCAGGACCUGCAGGGCCGCCGGGUGCCCCAGGACGGAUCAUUGAGCGGCCAAGCAAGGGGGACAGGGGAUUUCCAGGAGCCGACGGGGUGCCGGGAAGCCCCGGGCGCCCCGGGAACCCUGGACCCCCCGGCCAGCCGGGCAAUCAGGGCAUCCCGGGCCCCCGAGGGGAUCCUGGGCCGCGGGGGCCGACGGGGCUUUCUGGCCCAAAGGGGGAGAAGGGCGAGCCGGGAGAGCCCAGGGUGCUCGUGGAUGGAGAGCCAGGACGGAAAGGGGAGCCAGGCACACCGGGCAGCCCCGGCCUCCCCGGCAGCCCUGGCCCCCGGGGACCGUUUGGAGAUCCAGGCCCUCCCGGGCCAGUUGGGCCCAUGGGGCCCCCCGGCCCCCCAGGAGAGUUCGUGAAGGGGGAGAAGGGUGAACGUGGAGAGAGGGGCCCCCCUGGACUGGUGGAUGGGGCAGCGCCGCAAGGGGAGCCCGGCACCCCGGGCCUGCCUGGAGACCCGGGGCCCCGGGGCCCUGCCGGCCCCCCUGGACCGAAGGGAGACAAGGGUGAUGGCGAGAAAGGUUUCCCAGGGCCGCCCGGCCGCCCCGGGGACCCGGGGGAUCGGGGCCCUCGGGGACCGCCGGGGGAGCAGGGGAGGAAGGGAGACCGCGGGGCGCCGGGGGAGCUGGGAGAGACGGGCGCGAAGGGAGACCGCGGCGUGCCAGGCCCCGAGGGCGAGAAGGGCGAAGCGGGGUCCCCGGGGCGCCCAGGGCUCUCGGGCAGAGAGGGAGCCCCAGGACCAGCCGGCCCGCGAGGGGAGAAGGGCGAUCCGGGAGUGCCCGGUGAACCCGGCAAGCCGGCCCCCAGCGCAGCUGGCGUCAAAGGAGAGAAGGGCGACAGAGGCUUUUCGGGACCAGAGGGGCCCCCUGGCCUCAAGGGUGAUGCGGGAGAUAAAGGAGCCCCCGGCGCCCCUGGCCUGAGCAUCCCGGGCCCAGCCGGCCCCAAAGGCGAGCAGGGCGACCGGGGUAUCGUCGGCCUCACUGGUAGGAGCGGCCCAAAGGGCGACCCGGGGGAGCCCGGUGAGAAGGGCGAGCCGGGGCGAGCAGGUUCGCCAGGGCAGAUCGGCCUGCGCGGGAAGGAGGGAGAGCGUGGAGAGAAGGGGGAUGAAGGCACCCCGGGUGAAGCAGGCUUGCCUGGCAAACCUGGAGACAGGGGCCCCCGGGGCCUCCCUGGAUACCGUGGCCCUCCUGGGGAGAAGGGCGACACAGGGGACCCAGGUCUGGAAGGCAGAAAUGGCAGCCCCGGAGCACAAGGCAAUAAGGGUGACCGCGGGGAGCCGGGGCUUCCUGGACCCCCAGGACGAACUGUCGACGGGGGGCUCGGAGGAGUGGGAGAGAAGGGCGAGAAGGGGGACCCCGGGGACCCCGGCGAGGACGGUGCGAAGGGUGCCAGGGGCGAAGCCGGCUCCCCCGGCCUGCCCGGAGAGAGGGGCAUCGAGGGCCCCCGAGGCCCCCCCGGCACGCGGGGUGACCCCGGGGACCGAGGCCAGCCGGGAGAGAAGGGUGAUCGUGGCCCGCCGGGGCUGGAUGGCCGCAACGGGCUGGAAGGGAAACCCGGGCCGCCGGGCCCCGCCGGGCAGAGGGGUGAUGCCGGGAAGCAGGGGGACCCCGGCCGGGACGGACUGCCCGGGCUGCGGGGGGAGCAGGGCCUGCCUGGCCCCAUCGGCCCCCCAGGACCGCCUGGCCUCCCCGGCAAAGCUGGCGACGACGGCAAACCCGGCCUCAACGGCAAGAACGGGGAAGACGGGACGCCGGGAGAAGAUGGGAGGAAGGGAGAAAAAGGUGAUGCUGGAGCCCCCGGCAGAGAUGGCCGCAGCGGUGCCAAGGGCGAGCAAGGGGACAGCGGCUUGCCAGGCCCUCCCGGCGCCCCCGGCCUCCCCGGUGUCCCGGGGCAGCUUGGCCCCCCAGGCCAGGGUUCGCCAGGCCUUCCCGGCAUUGCUGGACCAAAGGGGGAUCCAGGGGAGCCCGGAUCCAGAGGGGAGCCGGGGCGACCUGGUAUCCCCGGAGCACGCGGUGAGCCUGGGACAGGAGUGAACAUUGAACGUGGCCUGGAAGCCCUUGGCAUCAAGAUUUCCUCCCUCAAGGAGCUCACGGGUGCCUAUGACGGGAGCUCGGACUCGUUCCUGCCCGUGUCCGAACGCCUGCGGGGCCAGAAGGGCAGCAGAGGGGAGCCGGGGGAGAGAGGGCCUCCGGGCAGAGAGGGCUCCAUAGGCUUCCCUGGCGAGCGAGGACCCAAAGGUGACAAAGGGGACCAAGGCGCCCCUGGCCCCCAGGGCCCCACGGGCCGUGCUGUGGGCGAGCGGGGCCCUGAGGGGCCACCUGGCCAGCCGGGAGAGCCUGGCAAACCGGGGAUCCCCGGGGUGCCGGGCCGGGCCGGGGAGCUGGGGGAGGCCGGGAGGCCCGGCGAGAAGGGUGAGCGAGGCGAGAAGGGCGACCGGGGCGAGCAGGGCAGAGAGGGUUUGCCAGGACCCCCAGGGCCCCAGGGGCCCAAGGCGGACGCGGCGGAGGGCGGCCUCGCGGGCUUUCCAGGCGAGCGUGGCCCCACCGGACCCAAGGGAGCCAAGGGCGAUCCGGGCGCCGAGGGCGAGCGUGGACCCAAAGGCGAUAAGGGCGAAGCUGGACCACGGGGCGAGCGAGGAGAGCCUGGCGAGAAGGGCAGGGACGGCUCCCCGGGCCUCCCGGGAGAGAGAGGGCUGGCCGGCCCCGACGGGAAGCCGGGCCCGCAGGGCUUUAGAGGGCCUCCCGGCCCGGCCGGCAACCAGGGAGACCCGGGCCCCCCAGGACCUCCGGGCACCGCUGGCCCGCCGGGCGCCCAGGGCCCCUCUGGGAUAAAGGGAGAUCCGGGGGAGCCUGGCUCCAGCAUCCGAGGCUUGCCCGGUCCCCAGGGCAGCAUGGGGCUGCCCGGUCCCCCCGGCCCCCCCGGCCUCGUGGGCCCGCAGGGUGCCCCCGGGCUGCCGGGACAAGUGGGGGAGAGCGGGAAGCCGGGCGUGCCGGGCAGAGACGGCGUGCCGGGGAAGGACGGCGAGCCGGGGCCACCCGGGAAGAUGGGGGUGCCGGGACCUUCAGGCCCUGCCGGCCCCAAAGGAGAGCCGGGGGACGCCGGAGCCCCGGGGCAGGCCAUCGCUGGCCCUCCCGGCGCCAAAGGCGAGAAGGGUGAGCCGGCGCUGAUGGAGGGAGUCCUGCUGGGCGAACCCGGCUCCAAGGGCGACCGGGGCUUGCCCGGCCCCAAGGGAGAGAAGGGGGAGCCCGGAAGACUGGGGGAGCCUGGAGAUCCCGGGGAAGACGGAGCCAAAGGAGCGUCGGGAGCCAAAGGGGAAAAGGGCUCUGCUGGCGUCGGCAUGCAGGGACCCCCAGGACAGGAUGGACCUCCCGGCUUGAAGGGUGACACCGGCUUGCCAGGCCCACCAGGACCGCCGGGCUUGGCGGGUAUCGCCGGCACACCGGGACAGCCGGGCCUCAGAGGAGACAGCGGACAGCCGGGCCCCCCGGGCGCCCCCGGAGAGAGGGGUCUCAUCGGCUUUCCUGGGAGAGACGGCACCACUGGACCGGUCGGACCGCCGGGGCCCCCGGGGCCAGCUGGGGCGCAAGGGACGUCCGGCCUGAAAGGUGACAAGGGGGAGCCGGGGCUCGGGCUGCCGGGAGCCAGAGGUGAGCGAGGAGACCCAGGCCCGCGGGGCGAAGACGGGCGCCCAGGGCUGGAAGGCGACCGCGGGCCGGCGGGCUCACCCGGGAACCGCGGGGAGCGCGGCGACAAGGGAGACGUCGGGGCCGUGGGGCCCAAAGGAGACAAGGGUGACACCGUCGUGGUGGAGGGGCCCGCUGGAGCGCGGGGCAGCAAGGGGGAGCCGGGAGCGCGGGGCCUGAAGGGCGCCGAAGGGGACAAGGGCGACAAGGGGGAGCAGGGCGUCCCUGGAGAGAAGGGGGCACGGGGCGAGCAAGGCGAGAAGGGCUCCACGGGCUUCCCCGGGGCGCGCGGCCCCGGCGGGCAGAAGGGAGAAGUCGGUGCAUUGGGAGAGCCAGGCGAGCCGGGCCAGCCGGGACGGGACGGGAUCCCCGGGGCCCGGGGAGAGAAGGGCGACGUGGGACCCCUGGGCAUGCGCGGCCCCAAGGGCGAUCGGGGCAUGAAAGGCGCCUGCGGCCUCGACGGCGUCAAGGGCGAGAAGGGAGAGCCGGGGAUCCCGGGCCGCUCCGGGCUGCCGGGGAGGAAGGGCGAGCCGGGAGAGCUGGGCCUGUCGGGAGCACCAGGCACCCCCGGGAAGGAGGGGCUGAUGGGGCCCAAGGGCGACCGGGGAUUCGACGGGCAGCAGGGAGCCAAGGGAGACCAGGGGGAGAAAGGCGACCGGGGUGCUCCAGGCAUUAUUGGCGCCCCCGGCCCACGGGGCAGCGACGGGGCGCCCGGCCCCCCUGGCCCGCCGGGCAGCGUUGGCCCCCGUGGUCCCGAGGGCAUGCAGGGCCAGAAGGGCGAGAGAGGCCCCGCCGGAGAGUCGGUGACGGGGGCCCGCGGCGUGCCCGGCAUCCCCGGCGAGAGAGGAGAGCAGGGCAGCCCGGGCAGCCAGGGCCUCCGCGGGGAGAAGGGCGAGCCGGGCAUGACGGAGGAAGAGAUCCGGGCCUUCGUCAGGCAGGAGAUGAGCCAGCACUGCGCCUGCGGCGGCCAGUUCCCGCGCCUGGAUUCACGUGAGCACUCAGGAGGCUGGGGGACUCAUGCCAGGAACAGCUUUAACUUGGCCAAGGGAAGAGGAAGACGCGUCCGCCAAGAGACGGAGCGUGGCCAAACAGGUCUCUUCCCCAACUAUCCAUCCACCCAACCGUUCCCGCCUCUCAAUGCCCACGUAGUCCCCGUGCUUAAGUUGUCGCACGCGGAGGAAGAGGAGGGGCAGGACACGCGAGUCGCAGCCGACGCCAGCGACCUGGAGUACGAGAGCGCGUACACGGAGGAGGACUACGACGAGUCCCUGGAGGCGGGCGGCACGGAACAGCCCCUGACGGGCGACGCCCCCCCCUGCAGCCUGCCCCUGGACGAGGGUGACUGCCACCGGUACACGCUGCGCUGGUACUACAACCAAAGAGCCGCCGAGUGCCGGCCCUUCGUCUACGGCGGCUGCCGGGGCAGCCUCAACCGCUUCGACAGCCGGGAGGACUGCGAGCUGCGCUGCGGGCGCCGGGUGGGGGCCCCCCCGGGAGCAUCGCGCCCCUCCGGGCCCUGACGCCGCCGAGCUUCUCCCCGGCGGCAGGACCAAGGUGCGAGGGGCUCUGCCUCGGCAGGAAGGGCCGGCCGCUCUCCGAGCAGGGCCUCGGCUCCUCCGGGAGGGCCGCGCCGGGCUCCCGCGGCCUCACCGCCCUCCUCCCGCGGCGGCCCCGGCCCCCGGCAGGAACCUGGUGCUAUUUCUAACGUGUCUUUUUGUUGCUCGCGGGUUUUCUCCUUUCACAUCGGUUUUAUUUUCCAUUAAGGUGAAAUUUCUAUCAAAUGGGAAACCAAAUCCCCCCCGCAGCCUUUUAACCUCCUUUCCGAACUGCAGUUUGCUCAGGUUGUUGCCCGCUUGAUUUUUAACUUAUUUGCUGCUGAGGGUCGGCCCCUGGCCCCGGCUCCCUCUCCGGGGCCCUGGGCCAGGCACUGCGGGAGCAGAGCUGGGCACUGGUGCGGUUGGGCUCCCUGGGGCUACGGCUGCUCGGUUCCCGCAGCCCCCCGCCCUGCCUGUAACGCGCUCACCCCUCCCCUCAGGGGGUGAAGCCCUGGGUCUGCAGCGGAGGUUGCAGGCUGCUCUCAUCUCCCUUCCCGACCCCCUGGGGCCCCCAGAAACCUCGUGGGGACCCAGAGCCGCAGCACAAAGCUGCUUUGCAGUGCCCAUGCAUGGUCCAAGCCUGAUCCGGCUUUGGAGCAGCAGGGCAAAAUGGGCCGCUGCCUGGUGGGGUACACGAAGCCCGGGCAAAGAGGCGCCUCCCUGAACCCCUUCGCCUGCUCUCUGCAGCCUGCUGCAUUUGAAUAAAUUUCACCUUAAUCUCAGCCGAGACCCAGUUCACCUUUUGUGGGUGUGAUGGUUUGGCAAAGACCUGCAGGAAGGCUGGAGGUGUUCUCCAUGCGCUACCCUCCACCUCGCAUGCCUGCCAGCAGCACAUCUGUCUUUACUCCGGGGGUGCUCGGCUGCCCCGCCAGUCCCGGCAGGGAAACCCUGGAGCUGGUGCUAUGUUAGAGGCGGUUCCUGCUUGCGGAGGCUCUCAAACGCUUCGCGAAAGCGGCGUUUGCUCCUGGGGGGUCGCAGCCUCUGCCCUUCCCCAGCCACGGAGCCAGGGCCGUGUCCCCCCUCGCUGGGGCGGCUGGGGAGGGAGGGCCGCACGCUGCCAGAGCCCCCCGCCGAGGGGGGGUUGUAUAGGGCGUCUGUACGUACUGCUGCUCUGUGUGUAUAUCUGUAUACAGCGACUGUAUAUGUGUACGGAUGCGGGGCCGGGGUAUUAAAGCCAUGCUCACAGCCA